Messenger RNA from Boeremia exigua, 2310 nucleotides. RefSeq names its product Squalene/phytoene synthase-domain-containing protein. Bases 1 to 2310 code for a protein of 769 amino acids. Gene Ontology annotation, biological process: GPI anchor biosynthetic process. NCBI's taxonomy places the organism in Eukaryota, Fungi, Ascomycota, Dothideomycetes, Pleosporales, Didymellaceae. The record is from RefSeq and is a predicted model, not a curated record. Gene Ontology annotation, cellular component: membrane. The transcript has 4 exons. Gene Ontology annotation, molecular function: geranylgeranyl diphosphate synthase activity; intramolecular lyase activity.
AUGGGCACCGACUACGCGCUCGUCCAUGUCAAGUACACCAUACCGCCGGCUGUGCUACUCACAUUACUUUACCGCCCGCUCUGGUCGAAACUCGACACGUACAGAGUCGGUUUCCUGAUUACUGUUGCCGUCACUGCGACCAUCCCAUGGGACUCGUACCUCAUCCGCACAGGCAUAUGGAGCUAUCCAAGCCAUGUAAUCAUUGGGCCCACGCUUUUCAACAUCCCUCUUGAGGAAGUCUUUUUCUUCGUCAUACAGACCUACAAUACCUCGCUGCUAUACUUUCUCCUUAGCAAGCCAACCUAUCAGCCAACCUACCUACGCGCCGCGACCCCGUCCUCACCUGCGCCUUGGAAAUACUCGAUGUGGGGUGGACAGGCGGUGAUAUCAGCACUCAUCGCAUAUGGCUGGUACUGCGUCAAGGCCAACGUGACCGGCACAUAUACAGGCCUGAUCCUCGUAUGGGCAGGACCUGUCUUGUUAGGGCUAUGGACGCUUGCAUACCAAUUCAUCCUUGGCUUGCCUCUGUCCAACACAGCGCUGCCCAUAUGGCUGCCCACUCUAUAUCUUUGGGUAGUCGACACCAUGGCUUUGCGCAGAGGGACAUGGGUUAUCAGCGCCGGUACCAAACAUGGCAUCCAUUUGUGGGAUGGGUUGGAGAUUGAAGAAGCUCUGUUCUUCCUUGUCACAAACAUGUUGAUUGUGUUCGGAUUGGUCGCUUUUGAUAACGCCAUUGCUAUCCUGCAUACUUUCCCCGCCCUCUUCCCCAACCCAGCGCCGCAACUGCCAUCACCGGUGGUUCUCAUCCAGGCUCUGUUCGUGUCUCCGAAGAAAUAUGACGAUGCCCGUCUCGAAGGCCUUCGAGAGGCUGUACAUCGAUUGAAGCGCAAGAGCAGGAGCUUUUACCUCGCAUCCUCAACCUUCCAAGGACUUCUUCGCACCGAUUUGCUGCUGCUGUACUCAUUCUGCCGAGUGGCUGACGAUCUAGUGGACAAUGCCGCGACAGCAGCAGAAGCGAAGGAAUGGAUUGCGCACCUGAACAAAUUCUUAGACCUCGCGUACAGUGGACCGAGAUCAAGACCUGCGCUGAUCAAGUAUGUUUUUGGGCAUUUCCCUGCCGACACACGCUCGGCUCUCGUACAGUUACCGACCGAAAAACUGUCGCGCAAGCCAUUACAGGAUUUGCUCCUUGGUUUUGACAUGGACUUGGCCUUCGACACUGCAUCGCCUCCAAUUACGAACGAAGACGAUCUCAAACUCUAUGCCGAACGAGUUGCCGGUACGGUGGCUCAGAUGUGUAUCGAGCUCAUUUUCCGCACCUACACUACCAGCUUGAACCGAAAAGAGCAGCACGAGGUGGAGAUCGCCGGCAACUCGAUGGGAGUCGCAUUGCAAUACGUCAAUAUCGCACGAGACAUCGCAGUAGACGCCAAGAUCGGUCGCGUGUAUCUCCCAACAACAUGGCUGUCUGAGGCAGGCUUGACGCAAAAGGCAGUCCUCGAGCAACCUUCGGGACCGCGAGUUGAAAGCAUACGUAACCGCCUGCUAGACAACGCGUUCGACCUCUAUAAUGCAUCUAAGCACUCAAUCGAACAGCUGCCAUCUGAAGCUGCAGGUCCGAUCAGGGUCGCAGUCGAGAGCUACAUGGAGAUUGGGAGAACACUACGACAGAAAGGCUAUAUGGUCAAGGCCGGGCGCGCGACUGUGCCAAAGUGGAGGAGGCUACUUGUAGCCUGGCAGACGUUGAAUCAGACGAGCAAGUCGCGGUGGAUAUUAAUCUAUGUCGCAGUUCCCGAUAACUACACGGAUGAAAAGACGUUUCUGGACCACCUGCAGCGCAAUCCGCGGCUGCAGCCUUAUGAGUUCUGGUCGCUGAUGGCCGACACAACUAUUAUUGUGCAGCAUCUUGCAUCAGUCGCCAUUUUCUGCUGCUGUUUUGUUGCCAUCAUCCAGGGAAAUGUUUCGCCGCUGUCUGUUGUAGGCUGGGCGACUCUCUGCACCGCGUUGGCUUGGAUUCUGUGGGAUCAUUGGCAGGGCAAACAUCUGGAGGAGUCUACCAGACCGUCAGAGACAGACGAAGCAACAGAUUCGCAGUCGGAUUCGGUGCCGUCUCCACCGUCUCGACGCCAGCAGCGCAUAUCGACGAUCAAGUCGGCUGUGUUGAUUUACGCUGCUUUACUAGGGCUCAGCCCCAUACUCAAGUCCUUGACGAAGUCGACAACAAGUGACUCGAUCUGGGCUAUAAGCACAUGGCUACUUAUGAUGAAUGUAGUCUUCUUCGAUUACAGCAGCGGACCGGGAGCUCAGUAA